Molecule: messenger RNA, 1724 nt
Organism: Sphaerodactylus townsendi
Lineage: Eukaryota; Metazoa; Chordata; Lepidosauria; Squamata; Sphaerodactylidae
Gene: XRCC3
Product: X-ray repair cross complementing 3
Exons: 8
Coding region: 244-1302 (352 amino acids)
Biological process (GO): double-strand break repair via synthesis-dependent strand annealing; t-circle formation; telomere maintenance via recombination
Cellular component (GO): replication fork; Rad51C-XRCC3 complex
Molecular function (GO): four-way junction DNA binding; ATP binding; ATP-dependent DNA damage sensor activity
Source: RefSeq, a predicted model, not a curated record
GCUAGCAUGUUGCGCGGGCCCAGGUCAUUCGUAGCCAAAUGCCUUGGUUGCGAAUUGCUGGUUUGGAACUUUUUGUUUAAUGGCUGUUCUGUUAGAAAGCUGAUUUGGGUACGCGAGGUGUUAUUUCCUGCCAAUGCCGCCCAUUCUUGUGAGCGAGUGUUGGGGAAAGCGAUUGAGUCGUUCAUUGCAAUUUGAUGGAAAAAGUACAUUAAGGUCAUUGUGUGGCACAGUGCUUUUCAAGAAAUGGACUGGGAUCAGCUCGAUGUGAACCCCAGAGUGAUUGCAGCGGUUAAAAAAGCUAACCUAAGAUCCAUCAAAGACGUGUUGAAUCUUUCAGGAGCAGAUUUACAAAGGUUGACCAAACUGUCCUGUAUAGAUGUGCAAUACCUACUGAGAGCCGUUUCUGGUGCCUUGAGGAAGUACUCAGGCCUUACAGCGUUGCAGCUCUUCCAAGAUGAAAGCCCAACUUCCCAACGCCAGAAGCUGAGCCUGGGCUGCCGCGUUCUGGAUGGUUUGCUAAGAGGCGGCAUUCCGCUGACGGGGAUUACUGAAAUUGCUGGCGAGAGCUCGGCUGGGAAGACCCAAAUUGGCUUGCAGCUCUGCCUUUCUGUGCAAUACCCGUACGAAUACGGUGGACUGGAAUGUGGUGCCGUUUACAUUUGCACGGAAGACGCUUUCCCCCACAGACGCCUCCAGCAACUGAUUGAACACCAAUCCCAGCUGAGAGGUGACGUUCCUCACCCCGUCAUACAGAAGAUAAAAUUCGGAAACUGUAUUUUUGUGGAACACGUGGCCGAUAUUGAGACUUUCCACGAGUGCAUUGCAAAAAAGAUUAACGCAUUGCUUGCGCGAGGCAUGGUGCGCCUGAUUGUCGUCGAUUCCAUUGCUGCCUUAUUCCGGUGCGAGUUUGCAGCUAAGGACUCCGUCCUCAAGGCCAAGUACUUGCAGACAUUCGGAGCAAAACUUCUUCGGUUAAGCAGCGCGUUCCGGACCCCGGUAGUGUGCAUUAAUCAGGUGACUGAUACAAUGGGCGAAGGCGCCAGUGGUGAUCCCAGCAGUCCUUGCUCUGCUGGCAAGAAUGUCGUCCCAGCACUUGGAAUCACCUGGUCCAACCAGCUGCUGAUGAGGUUGAUGGUAAGCCGUACAAACCGACUAGCGCAGCCUGCUGAAGAUGGAUCCCCUGGAAGCCCAUUACGGACAAUGAGGGUGAUUUUUGCUCCCCAUUUGCCUCAGUCUGCUUGCUGUUAUACAGUGAACCCGGAAGGAGUGAAAGGAAUACAGAUGGAGAUUCCAACAGGAUAGGAAGCCAAGCUGAGAAGGGACAAGUCUUCUCCCUCCUUUUGUGUUUAUAAAGGGAUAAACCAUUUCACAGACAGGUUUGCGUUCCCAAGAAGCAUUAAAAAAAGCCAGUUUUACACACCAUUAGGUUGGUUUCAAUAUUUUAUUUUAUACUUUGAAAAUGCCACAGAAGCUUUAUAUGUUAACAUUUUCAGAAUGCACCACAGUUCUGUAACAGGCUUUUUAAAAAAACAAACAAAUCAGGAGUUAUUCAGUGGAAAUGUGCUGUGCACUUGGGGAAUCAUGUUGCUGGUUUAAAGUAGCAGAAUGGGCAUGUUUGCCCUCUUCUCUACAUUCUAGUACUGCUUUUUCUGAAUUUAUUUGGGCAGCUGAAGUGCUAAGCUGCAAGCACACUUGGUUUAGCAGAAAAUCCAGAAACUACACUU